Molecule: messenger RNA, 972 nt
Organism: Morus notabilis
Lineage: Eukaryota; Viridiplantae; Streptophyta; Magnoliopsida; Rosales; Moraceae
Product: peroxidase A2
Exons: 5
Biological process (GO): hydrogen peroxide catabolic process; response to oxidative stress
Molecular function (GO): peroxidase activity; heme binding
Source: RefSeq, a predicted model, not a curated record
UUAUUAUUAUUAUUAUUAUUAUUUAGUUCAACUGGGUCAAAAGAUCACCGCCUGAGUGCAACGUUUUAUGCUACAACCUGCCCUAGAGUAACAGCCAUUGUACGCAGAGUCGUUAGACGUUUUCAGUACAGGACUGAUCCUAGGAUUACAGCUAGCUUGGCGAGGCUUCAUUUCCACGAUUGCUUCGUUAACGGUUGUGAUGGAUCAAUCUUGCUGGACAAUGCAGAUAAGAUAGAGAGCGAGAAAGAAGCUUUGCCAAAUAACAACUCAGUAAGAGGUUUUGAUGUUAUUGAUGAAAUAAAGACUGAAGUUGAGAGGGCUUGCCCCGCGACUGUCUCGUGUGCUGACAUACUCGCAAUGGCAGCUGCAGAAUCUGUUUGUCUGUCAGGAGGGCCUUCGUGGAGAGUCCGAGUGGGAAGAAGGGAUAGCAGAAUAGCUAACCGAAGUGGUGCAAAUACUGCAAUUCCAGUCGGGUUUGAUACCCUUGACGUUCUCAAAUCCAAAUUCUCCGCUGUUGGCCUCGACCCCACCAUCGACCUCGUCUCAUUAUCUGGUGCUCACACAUUCGGAAGGGUUCAAUGCGGAAUAAUCGAACAUCGACUGUACAAUUUCAGCAACACCGGUGCGCCUGACCCGACGUUGAACCCAACCUUCCUAGCGAGACUACGUCGGUUGUGCCCCCGGAACGGGAAUGGGACCACCUUAGCAAAUCAAGACCCCAUUACACCAGAUGGCUUUGACAAUACCUACUACUCCAUUCUUCGAGCAAAUAAAGGUCUUCUCACAAGUGAUCAAGCCUUGUUUUCCACCCCAGGAGCUGAUACCAUCCACAUUGUCAACAGAUUCAGUGCAUCCCAAUUUACUUUCUUUAAGAGCUUUGCGAAAUCGAUGAUCAAGAUGGGGAAUAUAAGUCCACUAACCGGUACUUAUGGAGAAAUUAGAUUCAACUGCCGAAGGGUUAAUGACGACUAA